Messenger RNA from Rhizophagus irregularis DAOM 181602=DAOM 197198, 756 nucleotides. NCBI's taxonomy places the organism in Eukaryota, Fungi, Glomeromycota, Glomeromycetes, Glomerales, Glomeraceae. The record is from RefSeq and is a predicted model, not a curated record.
AUGACACGUUUUUACUGCCUAAAGUGCAAGAAGGAAACUGAGACAGCUAGUGAAAUACAAGAUAUGACUACAAAUGGGCGUUACCGACUGCAUGGUGACUGCACAAUUUGUGGUAUGCAUAAGAAUACUUUUACUGGAAUAGACUGGGUGAUCAAGAAGAAGACUAAGGAGAAAAAGAAAGAAACCGCUGCUAAGAGACAGCAGACGGCUUACAAUCGGCAAUGCAAAAAACUUGGACAGAAAAUCUUAGAUUCUGAUGACGCUUGUAAACAGUUUAUUUGGUAUAUAUAUUUGUUCCAUAUGUUGUCCCAGAUUGUGGAGGAUCUAUGGGGGAUUCCUGAGCCCCGUAGGGGCCAUAUAGGUACUGCGACGGGUCGUAGACCCGGAGGAUCGAGUGGACUUCCGAAGAUCGGAAAAAGGAGAACUAAGGUUUAUCUUGAGUGUCUCAAGUAUCUUCCGAAGAACGGAAAAAACCAAGAUUCGUUUCAGGUGGGCUUCCAAAGAACAGAAAACUCAAAAAUUCGUAAAGACGUACCAUUCUUUUGGCUUAAAAUGGGUACUCCGAUUCCUCUUUGGGUUAGCGAUGACUAUGAAGAGAUCUCGGGUGGGCUUCUGAAUAAUGUAAAAGAACUAAGAUUCGUAAAUUUGGGUGGGUUUCCAAAGAACCGAAAGAAGGAACCAAGAUUCAUAAGUCUCGGGUGGGUUUCUGAAGAAUGGAAAAAGAAGGCCAAGAUUCGUUGUAUUUCCUGGACAUGA